AUGACUGUGCUAGAGGUGUAUGGAGUCAAUGACGACUCAACUGUCGCAGUGAAAGACCAAUUCUUUGAGGAGCUUGAUGAAGAGAUUGAAAAUAUUGGACAUAGUAGAGAAAUCGUUGUGUUGGGAGACUUAAAUGGGAGAACAGGUCGUCAGCUUAAUAGUAAAAUCGUAGGACCAUUCGGUGAGGCUACAUUGAAUGAUAAUGGCAAUCGUAUCAUUGACGUUUGUGAGCAAAGAGGUUUAAAAGUGCUCAAUGGGUUUUACCAACACAAGGAUAUACACAAGUUUACGUGGGUCCAGCCUACGCGGGGUUUACAGUCUGUCAUCGACUAUGUGAUAGUAAAGCAAGACACCAGCUUAAAGGUACAGCAAGUUAGAGUGUGGAGAGGUCUUUCCUGCGGCAGUGAUCACUACUUCCUUGGGGCGGCCAUAUAG
Messenger RNA from Bemisia tabaci, 435 nucleotides. RefSeq names its product craniofacial development protein 2. Gene Ontology annotation, molecular function: catalytic activity. NCBI's taxonomy places the organism in Eukaryota, Metazoa, Arthropoda, Insecta, Hemiptera, Aleyrodidae. The record is from RefSeq and is a predicted model, not a curated record.